Messenger RNA from Drosophila suzukii, 1189 nucleotides. The record is from RefSeq and is a predicted model, not a curated record. NCBI's taxonomy places the organism in Eukaryota, Metazoa, Arthropoda, Insecta, Diptera, Drosophilidae.
AACAGCCCUGCCGCCACACGCACAGUGUGUCGUCACACACACAUUGAUCAGCUUGUUAUACAAACGGAAAAAAGCGGUCAUUGUAUAUAAAUUAAAGAGUAAUUUUGGGUCUUGCUCUUCUUCUCUAAAUUAUAAUCAGUUGUCUUGUUCGACUGCAAAUUUUGAGGCUCAUCAUUUUUUGUGAUAAGAGCUAAGAGAACUGCUUUUGAAUUAAAGUAAUUUUUUUGGGAAUUCUGCUCUUCUGAACUAAAAUAUAAUCAGCCUUAUAGUUCCAUCACAUUUUUGCUAGCUCAUCAGUUUUUCUUCAGACAUGGAUGGGAGAUUAAGAACACUUACGUGGCUCGGAUGUUUCUUCCUUUUUGGACUAUCAACGGUGGCUGCCGAGAAAAAGGUGUUUUUAAAUCAGAAUGAAGAAAUCCUAAACAACAUACUGCGCCUCAAGACCGGAAUAGCAAACCCAUGUGUUUUCAAAGAAUAUUUAAUAUUUUACGAGUCGGGUGGGUUCAAUCAAGAUUUUGACGAACACAUUUCGGAGCAGAAAAUGAACGCCAAGUGGCUUACACUGUUGGGAAAACUGAGGUCUCAAACUUACGAAUCUGGCAGUGUCGAGGAAAAGGUUUUAAAGGUGUUUGACGUAUGCAAUACUACUAUCAACAACGAACAGAAUCUUGACCUUUUGGCGUAUGUGCAGCCGGACAUCAAUCUCCCCUGGCCACAUAAUACUCCCAACGACAGUCACUGGCCCAAGGAGCGUUUUCAAUGGCUGGUUACUCUCGCCCGAUUGACCCGCUAUGGCAUGGAUGACUUGUUACUUAAACUGAGACUCACAGUGGAUAGCGAGGAUGCCAGCAAGUACAUGGUGGCGAUCAAAGAACCCAAAUUUGUACAGACCGAAGGGUAUGUCAAGUACAGAUUGACCCCAAAGGGGUUCAACAAUAGUCGGGCUGAGUUUAUCGCUGAAGAUAUAUCAAACCUUGAAAAAGCUCUAAAAACUCUUGGUGAGAAUACAACUGGUUCGGAUUUUGCACAGCGAUUGACUCUACAGCAGCUAGAAAAUCUACAUGGAAUUUCGCUAAGAAAAUACCUCGAAAUCGUCUUUGAUCGCCCGUUUUCGUCAAGCUUCCAGUUGCAAGUGAAUGAUAUUAUCUGCUUUCGCUUAAACCUCGAUCGGAUUGCUUGGGUCUCCUAA